AUGGGAGAGCUGCCGGCAGGGACCUUCAAGCCGGGGUGUGGCGAGCACUGGGGAACUGCCUCCAGUCCCGUGAACCCUGUGAUCAGAUUCUCAGGGGGGUCCAUCUGGCUGCACCCCCCCAUCCCCACGAAGGGGGCACUUCAAGUGAAAUGGCAUGUGAGGCUGACCGGAAAGUUCCAGUGGCUGCAGAUCUGGAGCACGACUCCGAACCAGUUCUUCAACUUGACUCUCUUACGCUUGGAGGACAGGCUGGAGGUCCAGCCCCAGAAUUGUUCACUGAAACUGCUACAUUCACGGCCCCAGGACAGUGGCCAGUACUGCCUAGAGGUGACCGACAAAAAUGGGACAGUCCACAGGAGGACGGUGGCCGUCAUGGUGGUGGACCGAGUGAGGGAGCCCCAGCUGCAAGUCCAGGCUGUUGACCGGAACGCAUCACGGUGCCAUCUGGUUCUCAGCUGCUCCGUCCCAGGAGGCAACACUGUGAACCUCACGUGGUCCAGAGAUAACUCACAGCUGCGCCGGGACCCCGGGCCCCACGCCCGCCUGCAGCUGAGGGUGGACGCCAACAACUCCCACGUCUAUGCCUGCAACGCCAGCGACGCCUACAGCUGGGCCCAAAGCAACUUCUCCCUGAAUCCCGGCUGUAUGGGUGUGGUGGCCGCCUUUGAGGACACACAGCGUGGCCUUCCCCUCUGGCUGGUGUACCUGGGGGUCCCCCUGGCCGUGCUGCUCCUGGGCGUCCUCUCCAGUGUCCUGCUGUGGAGGAGGAAGGGGAGGUGCCGCUCAGAUGCCAAGGAGAGAAGUGGGGAGCAGAACCCGCCUCCACACGCCCAUGCUCAGGACCCCCCCCCCGCCCCGCUGCCCACUGACCUGACCAGCCCCCUGGGGAUCCCCCAACUCCGUGAGCUCGACCCACCGCAAACCCUUUCCUCCCUGGACCAGGAGCACAGUCCCUCCGAGGAAGGGAGCACCGUGUAUUCCCAGGUCCAGAGCCGGAACCGGAACCGGAACCAGAACCAGAACCAGAAUCAGGCCUCCUUGUCUACACCGCAGGACAGUGACUUCACGACGCUUUAUGCGCUGGUACAGCCUUCCCAGAAGGUUGGGAGGGGGCAACCCCGAACCCAGAACCCCGCUCGGCUGAGCCGGAAGGAACUGCAGAACUUUGAAGUAUACUGCUAG
This is a messenger RNA of Sorex fumeus (smoky shrew), 1182 nucleotides long. It is a transcript of the gene CD244, whose product is annotated as CD244 molecule. Gene Ontology annotation, molecular function: MHC class I protein binding. Gene Ontology annotation, biological process: natural killer cell activation involved in immune response. The record is from RefSeq and is a predicted model, not a curated record. NCBI's taxonomy places the organism in Eukaryota, Metazoa, Chordata, Mammalia, Eulipotyphla, Soricidae. Gene Ontology annotation, cellular component: external side of plasma membrane. Bases 1 to 1182 code for a protein of 393 amino acids. The transcript has 8 exons.